Molecule: messenger RNA, 2183 nt
Organism: Limulus polyphemus (Atlantic horseshoe crab)
Lineage: Eukaryota; Metazoa; Arthropoda; Merostomata; Xiphosura; Limulidae
Product: zinc finger protein 512B-like
Exons: 2
Coding region: 1313-1975 (220 amino acids)
Source: RefSeq, a predicted model, not a curated record
UAGUGUAAUGUAUUAAUGUACGUAGGUUUUGUGGUAGUGUAAUGUAUUAAUGUACGUAGGUUUUGUGGUAGUGUAAUGUAUUAAUGUACGUAUGUUUUGUGGUAGUGUGAUGUAUUAAUGUACGUAGAUUUUGUGGUAGUGUAAUGUAUUAAUGUACGUAGGUUUUGUGGUAGUGUAAUGUAUUAAUGUACGUAGGUUUUGUGGUAGUGUAAUGUAUUAAUACACAGAAGUUUUGUGGAAGUGGAAUUGUUUGAUAUAGAGAUGUUUUGUGGAAGUGGAAUUGUUUGAUAUACACAUGUUUUGUGGAAGUGGGAUUGUUUGAUAUACACAUGUUUUGUGGAAGUGGAAUUGUUUGAUAUACACAAGUUUUGUGAAAGUGGAAUUGUUUGAUAUAGAGAUGUUUUGUGGAAGUGGAAUUGUUUGAUAUAGAGAUGUUUUGUGGAAGUGGAAUUGUUUGAUAUAGAGAUGUUUUGUGGAAGUGGAAUUGUUUGAUAUACACAAGUUUUGUGGAAGGGGAACUAUUUGAUAUACACAAGUUUUGUGGAAGUGGAGUUGUGUAAUAUACACGUUUUCUGGCCGUUGUUCUGUCCUGAAUAAUUGAUGACAAUUAUCUUCCUCUUAGUUUUAUAUCUUAUUUAAAGAAAUAAAAGAUUGGUGUGUGUUUAAACAGGGUUUAAACUUAGUACCAACUAUUGUUCAUUAGUUUGUUCAAUAAAUUAUCUUAUAGACAACGAAUGCAGUUCAAAAAGUCUCUAGUUAUCAUCAUUUUAAUGACGUACGUAAUUUUCUGUUCUGUUUGUUCUCUUUGUUAUUUUCAAAUAUAUGCACUUUUUUCGUACAUUUUAUCUCUUUCAGCAGUUUAGAACACAAACCUUCCAAAGUUAGCGGCUUGAAGAUAACAGAAGUUGACAUUGAGAAAAUGUUAUUCAAUCAAACAGUUCUUCACAGAAUCCGUUAUACAACCGAACACGUUUACACCAAAAUUCGAUGCGUCAUUUAUCACUCGGGCCAGAAGUAGACAAAGUCAACGCCUCUAUAUGAACUUGACUGGUCCACCAGAAUCUCUAGGAAAUCAUUGCCUGUGGCUCUAACCAUCAGCCGGAAGAACAAGAUUAGUAUAAAAACUAGAGCUACCGAGUUCCUUCAUUAGUCAGGUGAAUGAACCUGUGAAACCGAAAUAAAUACGUAUUAUUUAGGAGGAUGAUGCACACAUUCUUGUAGUUAGUUCUGAAACAAACACAAGAAGAAUUCUGAUCUCUGACUACACAUUUAUAAGUGAAAUAUCUUGUAUUAUAGUCGAGACAGCUGAGAGAUGACGUCUAACUUCAAAAAUAUUCUUUCUACAGUGUUCAGCUUGGUUUUUUUGUUGGCGUCCACGGUCAAUGGAAGCGAGUCCGACUGGAAGAUUCCCGCGCUGCACACUGUUCCUAGACCCAUCCAUAAAGAACUCCAUGUUCCUUAUGUGGUUCACAUUCCUCAAAAAAUCCCCAUUCCCGUAAGAUAUCCUGUCGUACGAACAAUAUCCAAGAUUAUGCCUGUGGUUAAACCAAUUUCCAUUUUUAAGAUCGUGCCCGUGGGUAGACCAGUUCCGAUCGGCAUUCCAGUUCCAGUACUCAGAACUAACCCUGUUCCUAUCGUAAAGACAAUUCCAGUACCCAAAUAUGUCAGCGUUCCAUUUCCAGUGAAAGUUCCCCACUACGUUCCUGUACCGAUUCAUAAAAUAAUAAGGAUCGCCAAGCCUGUCAAAGUUCCAGUUAAAGUUCCUGUCUUCAAGGAAAUUAUUGUGAAGAGGCCGAUAGAGGUUCCUGUACCAGUAUACGUCAAGAAGCCGUCCUAUAGUCACAGUAACACAGGAGGGCAUUGGUUUCCAGGGCAUAAUUAUGGAUUCUCGGUAGACGGAGAUCAUGACAGUGCAAGUUAUAAAGGAGGGAGUGACGACCGUACACACUAUAGCAGUGGGUGGCAAUGGGACUGACUUGAUAAAGAAUCAACAGAAAUACAACAUGAGCAGUUAAAAUAGUUGGCGCUUUAGAAUCCUUUGGUGUGAACGACACAUAUCCGGAAGUCUCUAAACAACAAGUGCUACAUGGUUGUGUUAUCUUGUAACUUAUUUCCACUUUAGAUUUGACUUUAGAUGCUUGAAUUAACUCAAGUAUAUUUAUUCAAGUCCAGUUUAGGUUUAA